AUUACAAUACAGGCUCUCUCUUUCUCUCUCGUCUAUGGCGGUGUAGCGUAGGGUUUCAAAGCCUCAGCGUUAGUCAAACUCUCUGAUUCAGCUUUUAUUACUGGAAGUAUCUGCGAGAAAGUUGUUUCCAUCAAUCACAUUGACGUAGACAUAUCUGUUGACUUUCUGGAGGAGAAUCAACGAUUCGUUUUCAUAUCUCCGGCCAGCACCAGUUUCCGAUGAGCUUUGAGUGUGCAUCGAUGGUAAGAAAUCCAUCAUUAAGGCGGCGAAUCGCUUUGGUUACGGCGACAUUCGCGGUGGGAAUACUCAUGAUUAUUGCGUUCCAUACAGAUCAGCGAUUUGAUAAUCGUUUAGAGGAGUUGUUGAGUACAGUUGCGUCUGAGGGAAGCAAUUCCACUCUCUCCAUUCCGCAUCGCAAGCUACUCCGUCGUGCAGCAACGGAAGUGGAACCGAACAGAAUAUGGGGCGACAAGUGUUCAAAAUCAGACAUAGUGAUAAACCAAGGACCCACAGCACCCCUACCGAGUGGCAUACCAACCUACACGGUGGAGAUCAUGAACGUGUGCGUCACCGGCUGCGACAUCUCCGGCAUCCACGUGAGCUGCGGGUGGUUCAGCUCGGCCCGCCUCAUCAACCCUCACAUCUUCAAGCGGCUCCGCUAUGACGACUGCCUCGUUAACGACGGCAAGCCCCUCCUUAAUGGCCGCGCCAUCUCUUUCCAGUAUGCCAACACCUUCCAUUACCCUCUCUCUGUCUCCUCCGUCAUCUGCUAAACACCCCACCCCACCCCAACCCAACCCA
This is a messenger RNA of Camellia sinensis, 801 nucleotides long. RefSeq names its product protein TAPETUM DETERMINANT 1-like. Gene Ontology annotation, biological process: cell fate determination. The record is from RefSeq and is a predicted model, not a curated record. Lineage: Eukaryota; Viridiplantae; Streptophyta; Magnoliopsida; Ericales; Theaceae.